Messenger RNA from Papaver somniferum (opium poppy), 483 nucleotides. Its product is annotated as troponin I-like. Lineage: Eukaryota; Viridiplantae; Streptophyta; Magnoliopsida; Ranunculales; Papaveraceae. The transcript has a single exon. The coding region runs from base 1 to 483 and encodes 160 amino acids. The record is from RefSeq and is a predicted model, not a curated record.
AUGUGGGGGCAACCUGGUCAUGAGCUCGACGAUCGACAAGAAAUGAGAGAUCUGCAGGAAGAACGUGCUAGCGCUAGAGCUAUACCUGUCUCAUCACAAGAGAAGAUCCUGAAACUAGGGAGUGAUCCAUGGGAAAACUACGAGGAAGAGGAACGAAGUAAGGGAAAGAAGACACGAAAAGGGGAGCGACAAGAAAAACAAGAUCGUGAAGGGGAGUUAAGGAGACUACUGAUAGACGCGAGGUGUGAAAACCAAAGGUUGAGAUACAUGGAACGGAGGGCACGAGAAAGUGAAGAAAGACGAGAAAGCACCUAUGAAGCGCAGGGAAGGACACUAAACCGAGAGAUCUUAUAUGAGCUACGAGGUGUGAGGAUGGAGAUGGAAGUUUCACGAAGAGAAAGGCUAGCAGAGCAACCAAGGGAAGAUGUAUUAAGGGAGCUUAAACUGCUUAAUCAAAGUUCGGUGCGAGAGGAGUCACAAUAA